AUGAGAUUAAAGCCAGCUCUUGUGGUGGUGCACAUUUCAGGGACUCCAUGCUGUGCAGUACUGCUGCAUUGCUAUGCUACAUUCACAGUAGCUGUAGUAUUUUUCCAAGAUGAUAGGAGGAGAUCCAAAGGUCCAGGCACUGAGAUAUGGCAAGGGGACAGAAGCUGUGCUCUGAGGACCAGAACAUAG
Ilex paraguariensis (yerba mate) is the source of this 189-nucleotide messenger RNA. The record is from the annotation of a GenBank genome assembly. NCBI's taxonomy places the organism in Eukaryota, Viridiplantae, Streptophyta, Magnoliopsida, Aquifoliales, Aquifoliaceae.